Molecule: messenger RNA, 8515 nt
Organism: Polyodon spathula (Mississippi paddlefish)
Lineage: Eukaryota; Metazoa; Chordata; Actinopteri; Acipenseriformes; Polyodontidae
Gene: tg
Product: thyroglobulin
Exons: 48
Coding region: 1-8301 (2766 amino acids)
Biological process (GO): thyroid hormone generation
Source: RefSeq, a predicted model, not a curated record
AUGGGCUACCUGGGGUCUACUGUUGUCUUUCUGUGCUGUGUCAGUCUAUCCCUGGCUGCAAUUUCAGGAUUCCUGGUCAUUUCAGAGUACCAGUUGGAAUCUCAACCCUUGAGCCAGUGUGAGCUGAAGAGAGAAGGAGGAUUGGUGCAUGGAGGUUACAUCCCACAGUGCUCAGAGGACGGCAGAUACAGGAAUGCCCAGUGCAAUAGAGACAGCAGCUCCUGUUGGUGUGUGAAUGCUACAGGUGAUGAGGUUCCUGGGAGCCGGAGGAACGGCUCGGCUAUUCUUUGUUCCUCCUUUUGCCAGCUCCACAGACAGCAGGUCUUCCUCAGAGGCAAUGUCACCUACAUCCCCCAGUGCUCAGACUCCGGAGAAUAUGAGACAGGGCAGUGCGACACCCUGCUCAAGCAGUGCUGGUGUGUGGAUGCUGAAGGGAUGGAGAUCUAUGGGACCCGUCAGAAUGGAAAACUGGACCGCUGUCCUGGUAGCUGUGAGGUGAGGGAGCGGCGCCUCCUUCAUGGGGUUGGUGAGAAGUCUCCUCCACAGUGCUCCACAGAGGGGGAGUUCCUGCCUGUUCAGUGCAAAUUCAUCAACACAACAGACAUGAUGGUCUUUGACCUCCUUCACACUUUCAACAGGUUUCCUGGUGUUUUUCAGACAUUCAGUGGCUUCAGAAAAAUGUUCCCAGAAGUUUCUGGUUACUGUUUCUGCGCUGACAGCAGGGGAAGAGAACUUGCUGGUACAGGGCUGGAGUUGCUGCUGAAUGAGGUGUACGACACAGCUUUCUCAGGACUAGAUCCAGGUCGCUCUUUCACUCAGUCCAACAUGUACCGCAUACUGCAGAGGAGAUUCCUGGGAGUCCAGCUGGCAAUGAGUGGCCGGUUCAGAUGCCCAACCACUUGUGAAAUCGAGCGGUCCGUGGCUGUGCAGACGGGGAGCGUUUUUGUGCCCUUGUGUGGUGAGAGUGGAAACUACAAAGCAAUGCAGUGCCAGGAUGGAGGCCAAUGCUGGUGUGUUGACCCCAGUGGGAAGGAGAUCUUUGGAUCCAGACAACAAGGGGGAAUUCCUGUCUGUGGUAGCAGUGACAAAGACUGCCCCUCAGAAAGACGACAAGCACUCUCAAGGUUGUUUCAUGGCCCAGCCGGUUUCUUCAGCCAGCAUGAUAUAUUCUCUACACCUGAAGCUGGUGAUGAAAACUUGGCCAAGCCACUUAGUCCAUGCAGUCCAGAUCUCAAAGAACUGUUUGUGAAAUCAGGUUUGCUGCUCUCCCUCCCUGAAUUCAGCAAAUCCAAUGUGGAAGUCGUGCUUGGUGAAGUCAUUCGAGGAAUGUUCCCAUCCAGAGAAAUGGCCCUCAAGGCUCUGAGGCUGACCACAAAUCCCAAGAGGCUUCAAGAGAAUCUGUUUGGAGGUAAAUUCCUGAAGAAUGUAGGCCAGUUCAACUUCACAGGUGCUGUUGGCACCAGAGGAACAUUUAGGUUCAAGCAACUCUUUCAACAGGUUGGCCUGACAGAGAAAACCAAUGGAGGAGACUUUGUCUUACUUGCCAAACUGUUUUCUUCAGAAGAAGAUUCUCUUCUGAUCAAACAAGAGAUCUUGAAUCUGGACCAGAAAAUCAGAGAUGGGUUUGGUCGGGAUGUGAAUCUGAAGGAGAACCAGAACUUGGUCAAGCUUGUUGGGUCUCUUCUGGAGAAUGAGCAGUUCUUUACCACAGUACGAGAUAUCAUCUCUUUUUUCAGGACAGAGGAGACUGAAGAUUUAGGUAGCUUGUUUCAAGCUGUUUUCCAGAAUGCCAAAGCUGGAGUUUGUGAUGAAGACUACUCAGGCACGUUUGUUCCACAGUGCAGCACAAACGGAGGGUUUGAGGAAGUUCAGUGCCACGGUACAGAGUGCUGGUGUGUAGAUCCACAAGGAAAGGAGAUCCAAGGUUCCCGCAUUCCAGGGAAAAGGCCGAGGUGCCCUUCGAAAUGCGAGAAGGAACGUGAAACAGCCAAGCUGGUAAAAGCAAGCCAGGCUGCAGGAUCUGAAGUGUUUAUCCCCAGGUGUGAGGCUGAUGGGAGCUACAAGUCGAUCCAGUGUUCAGGGAAGAGUUGUUUCUGUAUGUUAGGUACAGGAAUAGAAGGGAACAGGACAACUUUAGGAGAACCUUUGCAAUGUCCAACUGCAUGCCAGUUGACAGCAGCUCAGCAGUUCCUGAGCAGUGUGCAGUCUCUCUUAUCAGAGUCCAGUCCAGUGUCUCAUCUGUCUGAUGUCUACGUCCCCCAGUGCAAUUUAGACGGAAGCUGGCGUGAAGUCCAAUGUGAUGGACCUCCAGAGCAAGUGUUUCAGUUUUACCAUGAGUGGGUUAAUCAGAAUAAUGCAGGACAAGAGCUUCCUGCCUUGGAUAUUAUCGAUAAAAUACGGGGUUAUCAAAGAUUGCCCGAAACCUUCACUAGCUUCAAAGCCUUUGUAAAAGAGCUCUAUAAUGCAGGACACCAGAAGGUCUUCCCAGUGUUCUCCAGAUAUGAGACCUUUGGUGAUGUUCCUCUUGAAGUCUUAACAGGCCAUGACAGCUCCAUCUCUGGCAGCACAGUUCUUUUUAACCCACUUGCUUUCUGGCGACUGCUGGUUGGUAAUUCUACCUUUUACCCAGGGCAGUUGUCUGAUUUCAGUGUGGCACUGGGCCACUUUCAGCUCCGCCAGUGCUGGUGUGUCAAUGGAAACGGGCAAAUGAUGGCAGGCACCAAGGCAAUGGUUAAUGAGGUUCCAAAAUGCCCAGGGCCAUGCUCUCUUGUGAACCAGCAGGUGGCGCAGUUUCUACAGGAGGCUGAAGAAACCAUCACUGUUUCCAACAGUUCUCACUUCCCGCUUGGGUACAGUUUUCUGCUGGCAAACAGUCUUCAGCUAACCCCGAGUGAACUCCUCCACAGAAUCAAAUCCUUCAAGUCAGGAAUGUCCUUCUCUGACAUACUUCAGAGCAGCAGUGACUAUGCUGUUCGGCUCACCUCACACACAACUUUACAUUUUUACUGGCAGACACAUUCGGCGUCAGCAUUUCGUCAAGGAGAUGGAUUCCUCCUGGGGUUCCAGCCUUACACCCCUCAGUGUAAUGGACUCGGUCACUGGGAACCAACCCAGUGCUCUGAGAGUACCGGUCACUGCUGGUGUGUUGAUGAGGAUGGAAGCUACAUACCCGGCUCAUUGGUUAGUCGCUCAGUUCAGCUGCCACAGUGUGGAUCAGCAUGUCGUCGUGCUCGUUCCAAGGCUGUUCUGUCCGACUGGAGUCAAGCUGGACCAGAGCCCAGAGCCAUGGACACUAACCUGCUUAACCCUUCCUGCCAAGAAAAUGGGGAGUUUUCAGUGCUGCAGAGAGGAGAAGGUGGCCAUGCCUGGUGUGUGAACCCCUCCACAGGGAAAACCAUUCAGCCUGCUGGCCAGAGGAUGGAUGGCAGCUCUCAGUGUCCUAGCUGGUGUGAGCUGCUGAAGAGCCAGACACUCAGUUGGGAUGCAGCGAUAGGCUAUGUUCCUGAGUGCCAGGAGAACGAAGGCUCUUUCUCCCCAGUCCAGUGUGACCAAACAGGGCAAGAUUGCUGGUGUGUCUUUGAAAAUGGAGAGGAGGUGCCAGGAACAAGGGGCAACCAAACAGCAGGACACAAACCAGUGUGUGACAGUCCUCAUUGUCCGCUACCAUUCAGCGAGCCUCUUGUCUAUAAUGGAAUAGUACUGUGCAAGGAUGUUAUUAGUAAUGGCCAGCGAAAGCAGCAAUGCCGGCUGUCAUGUCGCCAAGGUUACCACAGCACACUUCCUGGCGACAACUUCCUCUGUGAUGUGGAGUCUGUUACCUGGGUUUCAGCUGCCCCACAUCCUCAUGCCUGUCAGAGACCCCAGGUGUUCCAGACCGCUCAGGCUCAAGGAGAGUUCCAGCUAUUGCUCACUAAGGGGAAGCCAUGCAGCAGUGAACACUCCAACUUACAAGCAACCAUCCUUGAAGAUCUGAGGGCCCGAGGUUUCUGCCACUUCCAGGUAAAUUCUUUUGGCGAAUCCAGUUCAGUUUGGAUCUGUGAUAACUCAACUGUAUCUAUCAAGUGCCUGGAUGCAGAUCGCUUGAAAGCGGAGAUCACAUGGAGGGCACGACUAGAAGACAUUCCCACCAGCGCGCUUCCUGAUCUGCAUGACAUUGAAUACGCUUUUGUUAAUGAGAACCUGGUGAACCGUUUUGUUGCCCUGAUCAAAACUGGAACUCAUCAGCUCUCUUUGGACUCUCAGCCAUUGCUUGAUAUGGCUCCUGCCUUCAGUCUGGGAUGUGCCCCCGGAUACAUCAGGCUUCCCGGAUUAAGAGGAUGCGCAAUCUGUCCAGCAGGCACCUCUGCCAGCAGCGAUGUGUGCUUCCCAUGCCCACAUGGUUCCUAUCAGGACCGGGAAGGAAGUGGCUCCUGUAUCGAGUGUCCUGCAGGCAGAACUACUGUCUCCAGAGGAGCUUUCAAAGUCACACACUGUGUUACAGCAUGCCAGGCCAGCAGAGGAGGCUUGGAAUGCAAUGAAAAAGGACAGUACAAAGAGAGUCAGAGGGAUGCCGUCUCAGAGAAGUGGUUCUGUGUGACUGACAAUGGGGAGAAGCUAAACUGGACCGAAGCUGUUAAACCUCUUACAGAUUCUCAGUGCAAUGUAUUACAGAAAUUUGAAGAUGUUCCUCAAUCUCAGUGGAUGCUAGAUGCUGCUGAUGCCGUAGUGAUUGGAUCAGAAACAUCAAAUUCGGAUCUCCAAAACCUGCUAAUGCAGUGUAUCUCAGACUGCGCAGAUAAUGUGACUUGUGAUUAUCUGACUGUAUACGGUGAAGGAACUGUGGCUCAUUGCAACAUGUAUAGUUCAGCUGAAACAAAUGUUGUAUGCACAACCUCUGGAAAGUCCAAAGGUUUUCUUGGCAACUCUGAGGCAGACACUUUUGAGAACCUCACCUGUUCUCUGAAAGUACAAAGUAAUGGUGGGCAAGGCUUUGCAGUAUACAGAAAGAAAGGUCACGAAUUCACAACUGGGUCCCAGAAAAUAUUGAAGAGGACAGCUUUUCAGAAGGCAGCUGCUGGGGUGUACCGGGCAGUGGUUUUCACUGCAGGGGGAGCGGCUUUGAUAGACGUGUAUCGCUUCUGCCGAGACGUCUGUAACCAGGAGACCUGUUGUGAUGGCUUCAUGCUGAACCAGAAUGUUCUAAAUGGAGGCACUGCCAUGUGUGGACUCCUGAGCUCUCCAGAUGUGCUUCUCUGCAAUGAGCAGGACUGGAGGGAUGCUUCUCGGCGUGGCGAUGCUGGAGUUUGUGCAGGAGGAAUAAAAUAUAGCAAGCAGCAGAAACUAUUUACAUUUAGCCUAGGAGGGCAGAACUUCACUCUUACUGAUGCACACUUACCGCCAUCUAGCAAGAACAAUUCAGAUUACCAGGCAUCUCUUAUCAGCUUUCAACGUGUUUAUCUGUGGGAGGACUCCAACAUGCAUGUUCGCCCUAAAUCAGCCCCGGAAUGUUCCAGUAUUGUGCUUCAAGACCAGAGAAGCAUAGUGUUGUCAGAUGCUGUAAAGGAAGCCUUCACCUUAGUGGACAGCAGCUCUAUUCGAGUGGACCCAUCGCAAGCAGUUCCAAGCCAUCACUACUGGAUCUUUAAGAGCGAGUAUUCAGCUGAACAGGCGCAGACUUGGUGCCUCAGACGUUGUGAAGAAGAAGAGUUGUGUAAGGUCACAGAUUUGCAGGACAACGCCACUCUGCAUUUCACCUGCACUCUGUAUCCAGACACCCAGGCCUGUGGCGCAUACGAUAAGACAGCCCGACAAGCUUGCAGCCUGGUGCUGCCUGUAGCUCCUCAGACUGUCCACAGAAAGAAAAUUUUACUGACCGGAAGUGUGAAGAACUUCUACAGCCGGCUGCCAUUCAAAAAGCUGCUAGCAUAUUCAGUACGGAACAGAGUUAACCAAACUGGCAGGGCAAUUACAGAGGGGUUUUUCGAGUGUGAGCGUCUUUGUGAUGAAGAUUCUUGCUGUAAAGGGUUUGGAUUCGUCAGGGAUGCCCAGUCCCCUGGUAAAGAGGUGCUCUGCUUGACUAUGAAUAGUGUGGGAAUUCAGACCUGCAGUGAGGAGGCACAGACCAGCUGGCGGGUCAGUGACUGUGAAACAUCCAAAACAGAGACUGAAGUCUACCCGUUCGGCUGGUAUCAGAAGCCAGUAAACCAGUGGAAUCAAAACCCCAGUAUGUGCCCACCUUUCCAUCUUCCUGCUGCAUCACAGAACCUGAUCCAAAGUAACUGGGAGAUCCUGGAUGCAUCUUCGGUUAUCACUGACCCGUCACUCUCUAAGUAUGACACUGUGCACAUAAGCAGGGACAUUUCUGAAGACUUCAAUGGCACCAGAGAUUGGUGCUUGUCAGCCUGCACAGCUAGCCAGUCUUGUGCCACAGUCUCAAUGGAAGUCAGGCCGGACGCUGUGAGAUGUAUUCUGUACCCUGAUACACACACCUGUACUCCAGGCCCACAAGGACAGGAGUGUAGGCUGCUGCUGAAGGAGCCCGGCCAUCUAGUGUACCGCAGAAAGGAUUCUGAGCCUGCCUUGACAUCUGUGUUCAUCCUGUCACACGGUGUCCUGCAUGGAGAAGCCCGGCUGACCUCCAUUGGGUCUGACUGGAAAACAGUCAGUCACUUCCUGGGUAUCCCAUAUGCUGCACCUCCAACAGCAUCCAAUCGCUUCAAUUCCCCACAGCCACCUGAGUGGACAGGGUCAUGGAAUGCCACUUACACUCGGCCCAGCUGUUUACAACCGGGUGAUGGGAAAGACCAGAUUCCUGAUGCACAGGAAGACUGCCUGUAUUUGAAUGUGCUUGUCCCCAAGGGCAUUGUAAGGAAUGCUUCUGUCCUCGUGUUCUUCCACAACCCUGCAGGACAGCCCAGUGAUGGACAGAGCUUGAUGGGUGGAUCCUACCUUGCUGCGGUUGGCAAUAUUAUUGUUGUGACUGUGAAUUUCAGAGUUGGAGCAUUUGGAUUCUUUAGCACAGCUUCAAAAGCAUUGAGUGGGAACUAUGGCCUUCAAGAUCAGACGGCUGCACUCAAGUGGGUUCAGAAGAACAUUGCCAGUUUUGGUGGCGAUCCUAAGCAGGUGACGAUGGCAGCAGACCGGAGUGGAGCUGACAUUGCCAGUGUGCAUCUGAUCUCCCCAGUCAGUGACGGCCUCUUCCAAAGAGCCCUGCUAAUGGGUGGAUCUUCCUUCUCCCCAGCCGCAGUAAUGAGCAAAAAAAGAGCCGAAGAACUGGCAGCUUCCCUGGCAAGUGAAGUCAGCUGUUCAUCUGCUAACCCUGAAGAUCUCCUCGCCUGUCUGCGAGAUGUCCCAGCUCUGCAACUCAAUGAGGCACAGACUAAACUGCUGGCAGUCAGGGGCCCGUUCCAGACCUGGGGCCCGGUGAUGGAUGGAGUUUCUGUUCAGGAGCAUCCCACUUCCGCAUUCCAGAACUCCCGCUUCCACAAGGUGGACCUAAUGGUUGGAACCUCAGCAGAAGAUGGGCUGAUUAGCAGGGCAAAACAUAUUAAGAAAUUUGAAGAACUCCAAGGGAGAACCAACAGCAAAACAGCCUUCUAUGAGGCUUUAACAAACUCUCUGGGGGGAGAGAACGGCUACUCGUUUGUCCAGGACGCGGCCACUUGGUUCUACUCGAUGCAACAUUCGCCAUCACCUUCUGGGUACAACGUGUUCUCCCGGGCCCUGGAGAAUGCCACACGUGAUCACUUCAUCAUCUGUCCUUCUAUAAAAAUGGCCAGCUUCUGGGCAGACAACACCAGAGCCAAUGUUUUCAUGUACCAUGUACCGGAGCAAAUAUCUCAAACCAGCAUUGACCUGUCUCUGCCUUUUGACAUUCAGCUUGUGUUUGGCUUACCUCACCAUCCCAAGACUGAACAACUCUUCACCGCAAAGGAAAGGAGCCUGUCUCUAAAAACAAUGCACUACGUGGUCAACUUCAUCACAUCAGGUAAUCCCAACCACCCCUACACUUUCUCAACAAAGUCCUUCAGUGAGACCCUACCCCCCUGGCCACGAUUUCUGCCUCACCCAACGGGAGAUAACUAUAAGGAGUUCGAUGUGUCGCUUCAGAACCGCAAGGGGCUGAGGAAAGCCGAGUGUUCCUUCUGGUCUGACUACAUACCGACUCUGAAGGCUUCCACCAGUAAUAUUGCAGGUUCUGGACUACAGUUGAGUGAAGAUGAAGCAUUGACAAGCCCAACAGAACAAUCAAAAUUGUUCGCUCUGUUUCGUACUUCUGUCACGCAGAGUAAACCAAAGUCACAAAAGGAUGCCUACAACUAGGUUGUUGAUUACCAUCAUUAGUGUGUUAAAUCUCACCCCGUUCUAUAUUCUAACCCAUGAAACUAAUAUCCACUGGAUACAUGAAAAAUCAUAUCGCUUUUAUAAGUCUGACUCAAUUCUAAUGAAGGUUAAAUAAUUAUCUAAGCUGAAUUGUCUGCAUUAUGUGAAAUAAACAAUGAAGAGCAUUUGAAAGAGAAUGUAUGUGUCUGUGAUU